This is a messenger RNA of Alligator mississippiensis (American alligator), 2126 nucleotides long. RefSeq names its product NACHT, LRR and PYD domains-containing protein 12-like. The coding region runs from base 102 to 1910 and encodes 602 amino acids. Gene Ontology annotation, cellular component: cytoplasm. The transcript has 2 exons. The record is from RefSeq and is a predicted model, not a curated record. Lineage: Eukaryota; Metazoa; Chordata; Crocodylia; Alligatoridae.
CCUCAGCUCGCGUCCGCGCGGCGGCCUCCGUGCAGCGCCGAGCACCUGGGCCCGCAGCGCUCCGUGCCCCCGCCGUGCCGCGCCCGGGCCCGGGAGCCGCCAUGGCCAAGCAGCUGCUAGCGCUGCUGGACGAGCUGGACGAGCAGCAGUUCGAGCGGUUCAAGUUGGUGCUGCGGCACUCGUGCCCCGGGUUCCGCGUGCCGUGGGGGCAGCUGGCCUCCGCCUCGCGGACCCGCACCGCCGACCUGCUGCUGCAGCGCCACCCCCGCGGGGCCCGGGCCCUGGCCCUGGCCCGGCGCCUGCUCCGGCGCUCGCAGCGCAAAGCUGCGCCCGGCCGCCCUAAGCCGGCCCCGGCCACAGGUUACAGGAAGGUGUAUACUGAACAUAUCCAGGACAAAUACAGAUACAUAAAAGACAGGAACUCUCUUCUUGGUGAGAAGGUUAAUCUAACCAACAGAUACACAAAACUGGUCAUUGUGAAGGACCCACAUGCCAAAAAGAAAGAUCUACAUGAAAUAAUGACUUUGAGAGAGAAAUACAUAAAAACCACAAGUGAGCAAAGGAGAUCCUUCACCCUCAGUGACUUAUUUGCACGUGAUGAAAAUGGAGAAACUCCGCGAAUUGUGGUGCUGUUGGGAGCUGCAGGGAUUGGAAAAACAAUGACCGCAAGAAAGAUCAUGUUUGACUGGGCAUCUGGAGAGCUUUAUCAGAGUAAGUUUGAUUAUGUUUUCUACAUACAUUGUAGGGAAUUUAUGUUAGGCAGUGACCAGAGAAGUCUUGAGGAUUUGAUCUUAACAAACUGUCCUGAUGAACAUGCACCAAUGGCAGAGAUUUUGGUGAAUCCAGACAAAAUCCUGUUUAUAAUUGAUGGCUUUGAUGAACUGAGAUUUUCCUUGGAUCAGCCAGAAGACAACCUGUGUUCUGAUCCCUGUGAGAAGAAAGCAGUGGAAAUCACACUGAGCAGUUUAUUCAGGAAGAAAGUGCUUCAGAAAUCCUACUUACUCGUUACCACAAGACCAACUGCCUUAGAGAAGCUGAAUGAGUUGUUGGAAAAUGAACACUGUGUAAAAAUACUGGGUUUUUCAGAAACUGAGAGGAGAAAAUACUUUGACAAAUACUUUGAGGAUAAAAAGAGAGCAAGAAAAGCCUUUAAUUUUGCAAGAGAAAAUGAAAUGAUCUUCACCAUGUGCUCUGUCCCCAUGGUGUGCUGGAUCAUCUGCACUGUCCUAGAGCAACAGAUGGAUGAAGGUGAAGAUCUUGCACAGAGUUCGGAAACAAUCACAGGAGUCUACCUGCACUAUCUUGACAAUCUGUUGCAGGGUUGUGACCGACAUCUAAAGCCAGCAGUACAAACCAACUUGAAGGGACUCUGCUCCUUGGCUACAGAGGGAAUCUGCAAGCAGAAGAUCCUGUUUGAGGCUGAAGAGCUCAAGAAACACGGCUUAGAUGCAUCUGACUCAUGCUUUCUGAAUGAGAACCUCUUUCGAAAAGCCACCAAGUGCGAAUGUCUCUACAGCUUCAUUCAUGUGUCUUUUCAAGAGCUUUUUGCAGCCUUGUUUUAUGCUCUAGAGAAUGAAGAAGAAAGAACAGGCAGAGACUCAGGAAACGACAUAAAAGAUUUGAAAACCUUGUUAGCUGACUAUGAAAAAUCAAAAAAUUAUUUAAUGUUAACCGUGCGAUUUCUUUUUGGUCUCCUAAAUGAAGAGAGAAAGAAGGACAUAGAGAGAAUCCUUAACUGCCAAAUUUCAUUGAAAAUUAAGCCAGAAUUACAGAAAUGGAUUAAAACAGCACUCUCAGAGUCUGAUACACCACUGCCAUGCUCUAAUGGUGGUAAUAUUCAAACAGCUUCCCAGCUUGAGGACUUUCACUGUUUGUAUGUGUCACGGCGGGGUCCUCACGGAGGGCCGUGAUCUCCUUGAGGCCCUCUCACCGCUCUACUCCGGCCCGAGGGCACCCUCCAUUCUCGCCUGCCACGUCUUGAUCGAAUAUGUAAUAGGGAGGCUGCCUUGUGUUUCCUCGGGCCUGUCAGCUCCUGGACCCCUCGUGGGUCUCCCCGUUCAAUGGCGCUACCCAAGCGCCCCAGCCUUAUGGGCUAUGCGUGGCUCCUACCUCCCCUGAUACCACGC